Prinia subflava (tawny-flanked prinia) is the source of this 1451-nucleotide messenger RNA. RefSeq names its product centrosomal protein of 290 kDa-like. The record is from RefSeq and is a predicted model, not a curated record. The transcript has 7 exons. Bases 477 to 1235 code for a protein of 252 amino acids. Lineage: Eukaryota; Metazoa; Chordata; Aves; Passeriformes; Cisticolidae.
AUCGAUACCCCGAGGAUCACACGCACCAACUGAACCUGUGUACAACACUAAUGACAAUUCCAAACGGACUGGGCGUUCUCUCGCCGGCUGCGGAGGCUCGCGGGGGCAGCGGCUGCCGGAGCUCGCACGGCCCCUGGGGGUAGGGAGAAGCUCCGUUCCCGGGCCGCGGGCACGGCGGCGGCGCACCCGGAACGCGCCGCGGUCGCUGGGCUCUGACGGGCCUAGCCCGGGCCUCCUCCCGGCCUAUCCUGGGGCUCCUGCCGGCCCAUCCCGGGGCCCCUCCCGGCCUAUCUAGGCCUAUCCCGGGCCUCCUCCCGGCCUAUUCCGGCCUAUCCUGGGGCUCCUCCCGGCCUAGCCCGGCCCAUCCCGGGGCCUCUCCCGGCCUAUCUCGGGCCCCCUCCCGGCCUAUUCCGGUCUAUCCCGCGGCCCCUCCCGCCCGGUCCCGCCCGGUCCCGCCCGCUGCCCCGGCACUCGCCAUGGCCCUGCCCGUCGUACACAGGUGCCUUCAACUCACUGAUGAAAAUGAGCAGCUAGUCAAGAAGGUGAAAAAACUACACAUAAAAAAUAAGGAGCUGGAAAAGAAUCUGGGUCAGAUCCAAGAGCAGCUGAAUCUGCAGCAGUUAAUGCAUGUCUGUGGCACAAGCAGAGAUGUUCAGGUUCAAACAGAAACCCAUUUAUGGCAUAAGGGUGGAGACAGCAAGGAUCUGGUUCUAGAGAGUGACAGUGUCAGACUACUUCAGAUGUAUAAUGACCUACAGAAACGUUAUGUUAAUGAAAGCAAAACAAACAAGGAGCAAAGUGAGGCAAUUAAAAAUCUCACUAUUAAAAUUAAUGAGCUAGAGCAGAAUCUUCAAGAGCAGAGACAAAGAAUUGAGCAACUGGAAUGUAAAAAGGUUUCUUGGAAAACUAGUGCUGUUUCUGGAAAACGAAGUCAAACCCCAGAGGGAGGAGUAACUUCUCACAGGGACAUUUCUGCAAAGAAGGAAUCCUGUUGCAGUAGAUACUUAGAGCUAUUGUUGAAGGAGAUUAAAAAGCUGAAGAAAGAAAAUGGAAAAUUGUCUGCAGAAAAGAGAGCACUAAAAAAUGAAUUGGCUGGAUUAGACAAGGAUUUUUUUGAAGAGGUAGAAGAUCUAAAACAUGCUGUACAGGAAUCGGUGAAACUGAACAAUGAGUAUGAAAAGUGCUUGAAACAAAUAAGUGCAAUAUAUGGACUCCCUUUUACAGCACAUUUGUAACUGCUGGGUAAUUUAAUGCCAGGUAGAGUUUCCAUAUAUUUUUUAUACUUGCUGCAACAUUUAAACCUACCAUUGCUUAAGUGGUACCACAGUUUGAUAAUAAAGAUUCAGUAAUGUCAUCUCAGUAUGACAAGUGCUUGGAAAUGUAUUUUGUGACCUUGAUUUUUUUUUGUUGUUUAUAUAUUUUUAAAUAAACUGUGAUCUGCUUAACUUCAA